Schistosoma spindalis is the source of this 1327-nucleotide messenger RNA. Lineage: Eukaryota; Metazoa; Platyhelminthes; Trematoda; Strigeidida; Schistosomatidae. The record is from the annotation of a GenBank genome assembly.
AUGUCGUUUAAGAUUCCGCGGAUCGGUAUCCAACGCAAGUUAUUCGAUUCUAGUUUAGAUGACACUCAAUACAAUCAAAGUUCACAGGAUAUAAGUUUUGGUGUUCAAAAUAAUAGCAACAUCCAUCAAUCUAAAGAGGAAUUCGAAGACCAGUCGAGUCAAAGUCAUUCAGAAUAUAACUCAUCGUUCUGGACUUCGCUUCGUAAUAUUUGGAAACACUCUGAUCGUGAAGACACAAGCUUGAUUAUGGACAAAGACGAUGAACAUAAUAAUGAAUUAAAACUAAGUAAUUUGCUAAGCGACAUAAACGAGACCACAGAUUACUUAAUGAACAAGAUAAGUAUGUCAGAAAAAAUAAUUGAAUUUGCGAACCUAAACGGCAACUCACUUAAAACUGCGUCAGAAUCAGUAAAAAAUCUAUCUUAUGGAAAAAACAUUAUUAUCGAAAAACAAAAUUAUUUAAAUGCGUUUUCGGAAAAAGUGAAAGAAUUUCCUCUUUAUAUGGCUGAACGUUUAGACAGAAUUCUUUCGAAAGUUGAAAAUUCUAUGGCUGAUGAAUCGAACAACUUUGAUCGUUUACCUGCGUCAUCUCGCAACGAUUUAGAACAUGCUGUUGUAACUCUAAGGAAUAAACUCAGGUUUUUAAAAGAAAGCAGUAGUCGAGAUGAAUUCGUGUUGUGUGGAAAUAUACUGCACAGUAAUGGAGUCCCAACACAAAAUAAGAAACAGCCAGCACAUGGACUUGAUAAGUACAUGUUUUCUAGUACAGGAUCAGAACUCUCUAUUCACAUGAAGUUUCGAACACCCCGUUCAAUUUCUUCGAGGAAAACUAAUAUACGGUCUGUACCAAGGUUGAUAAAUGAUUCACGAGAACAAAAAAUAUAUAAUGAAGAUUACGCAAAUCACAGAACACGGAAGACAAGCAAGUUUCAAUUAAAAAAUGAAUCCAGUUACUACCAAAAUACGGAUUAUUAUAUACAUUCACCUGAAACAUCUGAUAGCAGUGACUGUAUAUCUUUAUCUAGUAUAUCUGAUAUAUAAAUUAUUGAACCCAGUAUUUUCAAUUUUUCGACAUACUGAAGACAAAAUAAAUAGAAAUCGCUCAACAUGUUAAUAGUGUGUUUAGAUUGAAUUCUUACAGUAGCCGAUAAAAUACUCCAAAGUAUUAUGAAAAAUCAAUACCUUGCAAAAAUGUUAUGAGAGUAUUCAACCACAGAAAAAACUAGUUGGAAAUGAUUUAGUUACGUAAAAAAAGGCGUAGAGUGACCUUGACUCAUAUAUAUUGGUUGUUUGGAUCUUCCCACUGAUGUUUAGGAAUACAACUGAU